Messenger RNA from Zea mays, 1400 nucleotides. RefSeq names its product OSIGBa0147B06.5 protein. The record is from RefSeq and is a predicted model, not a curated record. The transcript is spliced from 6 exons. The coding region runs from base 238 to 807 and encodes 189 amino acids. Lineage: Eukaryota; Viridiplantae; Streptophyta; Magnoliopsida; Poales; Poaceae.
GCCCUACUCUUUUAUUAUACGUGCUGGUUUUUUUUUUCCCGCGCGCAGCACGGGCUUGCCUGCUAGUCCCACAAGCCGCCGGCACCGGCGCACGGGGAGCAGAGGCAGAGCAGCGCUCGCCGCAGCAAGCGUGCCCUGCACACAACAGACCAGCCAACGCUCCAGCGGCAGACGACGGCAGCAGGUCCGGCCACCUUCCGCGCCUCGCCCCGGCCAGUGGCGUUCACGCCUUCCGCCAUGAAGGCCGCCGCGGUCCACUCCGUCCCGCCGCCGUCCGCCGUGACACUUGUGUCAGUGGUGGCGCGGCGCGCGCUGGUGCCGGCGGCCCUGCGCGGCAACGCGCGGCGUGGCGCGGCGCUGGUGGCGUCCGCCGCGCCCGAUGGCCAGAUGAGGAGGAGCCCGGGCCCGGCAGUGGCGAAGUUGACCGACGUGAUGUCGCGCCCCGUGCAGGUGGCCACGCCGGGGCAGCGGCUCUCGGAGGUGGACGACGCCUUCUUCGCCGCGCGGCAGUACUCCGGCCUGCUGCCCGUGGUCGACGACGACGGCAGGUGCGUUGGCGUGAUCUCCAACAAGGACAAGGCCAAGGCGCCCAAUGGGAUGGAGUCAACUGUAGCUGAAGUCAUGACAUCUCCUGCGAUAACGCUGACACUCUACAAGACUGUCUUGGGUAAACAAGCUGCAGCGCUGAUGCUCAAGGAGAAGGUUCACAGGAUACCGGUUGUGAAUGAGCAGCAGCACGUGAUCGGAAUCGUGACUCGCUCCGACGUGUUCCAGGCUCUUGAGGCCACCAGCAAAGCAUGGGAGUGAGUCAGUGAGGUACGGUAGGCUUGUUCUCGCCAGAUGUUACCCCCUUUAUUUGUGUAGUGAUCUCAGCAGAGAGUAUAGUUAUGCUACCAAUAUGGCGAGAAGAGGACAGAAAAAGCUAGGUGUUUAUACUGGAAUCGCUGCAAUACAAGACAAAUAAUGGUGUAAAUUUAUGGAGUUACUGAAACUUAUACGGGCUGAUUGGUUCGCCGGCCGCGCUAAGCCGGGCGGGUGCGAGCCUGGCCAGCCAGGUAACCAAACAUGUGAUUGCAUAAAGUCAAUGCAUACGAUGGCUCAGGAUUAAAUGGUGCGGGUAACCAAUCACAUGGAUAAAGAAGGUAUUUAUGAAGGAUGACGAACUGUUCGUCACUACAUGUAACACACAAUAGAUAGAAUAGAUUGUAUGUCCUUUAGGAUUUAGACAUGUACAAGAUACAUCACUAUCGGAAUUCGGCUCUUUGCCGAGUGUCAAAUGUUUUAUCGAGUGUUUUUUAUUUUCGCCACUCGGCAAAAAAAGUGUCAAAUGUUCUUUAGGUUUUGUAAGAGUUUUUCGACAAAAAAUAAAUAAAUAAAAUAAAAGAAAGUCUUUCAAUCCA